AUGUGCGUCACGUUUGGAAACUGCAUAAAUGCCCUCGAUGCGCCGGGUUUCAGCGACCCUCUGAUUCUAGCCAUGGACGCCAGCCUUCGGAUGUUGCCCCUGCUGAAAAACUUCCCCCUGAUCCGAGACCUCAUCUUCGCUGUGCCUCCAGCCAUGAUCAUGCGCCUCGUUCCCAAUGCCAAGAGACUAGCUCCGCGCCUGUACCAAGUCCGCGAUCUCGUCCAGCAACAGCUUAAAGUCGUCCUCAACUGCCCUGCAAAGCUCGACGCUGUGCCUCACGAGACCCUCUUCCACCGGAUGCUCGACCCGGAAUCAUACAAGAGUAAGAAAGUCCUGAAUCUAACCGAGCUGCACGACGAAGGCUUCACACUCAUCUUUGCGGGGGCCAACACUGUAGCCGAUACGCUGCUGAUGGGCCACUGGCACGCAAUGCAGAACCGGAACCUUCUAACCCAACUGCGAACCGAGCUCCUCACCGUCUGGCCCGACGUCAACAUACAGCCUUCCCUAACAGAUCUUGAGACCCUACCCCUCCUCACAGCAACCCUCAAAGAAUCCCUUCGCUUUAUUCCAUCCGGGGUAUCCCUAACGCGCGUCGUGCCACCAGGAGGCGCCGUGAUAGCAGGACGGCCAAUUCCCGGGGGGACGGUGGUGGGGAUGGCUAUUUUGCACGUGCACCAGAGCGUGGAAGUAUGGGGGAAGGAUGCACUGGUGUUUCGACCGGAACGGUGGCUGGAGAGCGAGCAAGGGAAUGAUCGGAACGGGACGAGUGAAUUGGACCAUUGGCUCGUUCCAUUCAGUCGGGGGCCGCGUAUGUGCUUUGGUAUGAACUUGGCCUGGGCAGAGAUGUAUAUCGCUUUCGCCACCAUGAUUCGCCACUUUGAUUUGACUAUUGACGGCACGACGGACGAAGAUAUGCAAUGGCGGGAGUGCAUCGCGGCUUACUAUCCUCAUAGGCACUUGCAUGCGUGGUGCCGGCCAGUUGAGACUGACAAGAUGAAGGAACGAGGCGGUAUUUAUUAA
Molecule: messenger RNA, 1023 nt
Organism: Penicillium digitatum Pd1
Lineage: Eukaryota; Fungi; Ascomycota; Eurotiomycetes; Eurotiales; Aspergillaceae
Product: cytochrome P450
Molecular function (GO): oxidoreductase activity, acting on paired donors, with incorporation or reduction of molecular oxygen; iron ion binding; heme binding
Source: RefSeq, a predicted model, not a curated record